GUUUUGAUGCACUAACGAAAAUUUCACGAGAAACAUCUUCAACUCAAUAAUCCACCUCCCUGAUAGAGCUCAUUCUCUCCGAUUUUGUUGCGGUGCACUUCAGCGCAGACAGAGUGAAGGCGAAGGUGAACGUAAAGUGUGUGUUUGUUUUGCCUGUUUACGACACCGAAAAUAUGUAUCAAUUCUCAGGAGUGUUGUAACGCGGUCCUGGUGGAACAUAAAGUUACCAGAGUUCUAAAGUUUGACACAGGCAGCAAAGUAAAAUUGUUGCACUUAACUGAGUAGUCAGUCAGUGAAAUUUGUGUUUUGAUUGGUUGAGUGAAACGAACAAAAAGUGCCACACAAUGAAACCCUCGGAUAAUGCAGCUGAUGUUCGCCGACCGAAGGAUGAUGGCAAUAAACCGGAGGAGGAAAGCUACCCACCUCUGGUUAGAAAUCUCAUUCUAAGGGCCAUGAGUGGCGUUUACCUGGUGGCUUUUUUAAGCUUUUAUGCUCAAGCUGAUGGAUUAUUCAGCAACAGCGGCAUUCUUCCGGCUAACCGCAUUCUGGCCAAUGGAACCAUCAACGAGCGGCUGAACUUUCUGCAGCUAGCUCCCCUGCUGGGACUGGACACGCAAUCCGCAAUCGAUCUGUUCUGCUUGGCCGGGUGUGUCGUCGCAUUCCUCGCGCUGGUAUUCGAAAACCUUUGCCGGCUGCCGUGCUUCAUAGCGAUGUGGGCUCUAUAUUUCUCGCUGGUUCAAAUAGCACAAAGCUUCCGCCAGCAGUCGGACGAACUGCUGCUGGAGGUGGGAUUUCUUUGCAUUUUGCUGGCUCCUUCCAAGCUGACCGAUCCGCGGGGUUUAAUCGAUGAUUUAGCACUGCUGCUGAUGAAAUGGCUUCUGUUCCGUUUCGUAUUCGCGUCCGGAUCGGUGAAAUUGGCCAGUGGAUGUCAAUAUUGGUGGGAUCUCACGGGAUUGAAGAGGCACUUCGAAACAAUGCCGCUGCCGACUUCCUACAGUUGGCUCACCUACCAACAGCCGGAUGGGUUGCAUAAGCUGAGCACAAUUUAUGUUUAUGUGAGCGAGUUGGUUUGCUCCUGGCUGUUCUUUGCUCCAAAUCAGAAAGUGCGACUGUUUGCCCUAUUGUGGCAGGUUUUCCUUCAUUUGAACAUCAUAGCGUGUGGAAAUUAUGGUUUUCUCAGCUUGAUUGUGUUGAUGUUACUGCUGGCACUCGUCGAUGACCGUGAGUUGGCGAAGAUAAUAAGAGGACGACAGACAGUAGACAGAACUGGGUCGUUAGCCGUGAAGGUGAUUGCAGUUUUAUUGGCCUUUGGAACUUGGUUGAUGUUUGGUAUUAGUUUUCGGGAUGGUAAAUUGGCGUUCAAGCUGCUGUUCAAUCACUCGCAGUACUUGACAAUAAUGCUGCUAAUGCUACGGGUGGCACCGCUUCUGAUUGUCGGUUGUAUGGCGCAAAAGUUCAUCGUAAUUGUUACCAGAGAGGCUGGCACAAAUAACUUGGCCGAAGCCAUACGAAAGCUAACAAAAAAUUGGGACCUUCUAAUACCUACACUGGCAGCUGGCGGUAUUUUUCUCGCUUCGAUCGUACCCCAUUUGCGGGUAUUCCCCUUCGAAACAGUUGACUCUUCGCUGAUUACAAAGCCAUACGAUAGUUUACACGGCCUGUACGUAGUCAAUCAGUAUGGACAACAUCUGGUGAAAAUGCGCCCCAAGCGGUUGGAAAUUAUCCUAGAGUACUCGAACGAUCUGACAGGUCCAUGGCAGGAGUAUGGCUUUCAGUACAAACCCUGGCAGGAGGAGGGCUCAAUGCCUUACGCUUGGGUUUACUUUCCACGGUUUGAUUUCAAGUUUUACGACGCAUCCGGUGCGAAGCCCAGUACCCAGAAAUGGAUGUAUCCGAUGGUCCAACGGUUGCUGCAAAAUGAACCGACCGUUUUACAGUUAUUUGAUCAACAGCACAUCCCCAGGAAGGCUCCCAAAUACGUGCGAGCAUCCGUGUACCAGUUCAGUUACACGCUGUGGUUCGCGGAAAACUGUACAAAUUUCUGGACGCGAAACCGCGAAGGCGAAUACUUUGCUGCUUUUUCGCUCGACGAUGGUUUUCUGGAAACGAAACUACGGGACGUAGGAGUGCCGCCCAUUGCAACACCUUCGGAAGCGCGCAAUCUUCCCCUUAAGUGGCUGCUGGAUGCGGUGAGAAACUUUCUCAGUUUCUUCGAAGGAUCCUAUCUCGUGCUGGGAGUGUUGGCAGCUGCAGUUGUAAUGAUAAUCACACAAAAGAAAGACUAAAGCCGCGCGGUGAAUUUUUAUUCGAUGCACAUACCGAUGCACACCUGAUACUUCUAUUAUAGUUAGUGUACUUAGCCAUGUUUAUCCGUACCGGAUGCAAUGUUGUUUAACGUCUGCUGUAUUUUAAUGAAUAAAAAAAAGUCAAUUAAAGUUGGGUACUAC
Sabethes cyaneus is the source of this 2447-nucleotide messenger RNA. Its product is annotated as lipase maturation factor 2-like. The record is from RefSeq and is a predicted model, not a curated record. Lineage: Eukaryota; Metazoa; Arthropoda; Insecta; Diptera; Culicidae. The transcript has 3 exons. The coding region runs from base 345 to 2285 and encodes 646 amino acids. Gene Ontology annotation, cellular component: endoplasmic reticulum membrane. Gene Ontology annotation, biological process: protein maturation.